UUAUAUAUCUUCCUCCUCACCUUAGUAGUUCAGCUAGUACUACUACUUUCAUCUGGUUCUUUCAUAGUUCAUACAUAUCUUAGUACCUGCUCAUAGAAAGAGAAGAAAGAAGAGAGAUGGGUAGAGGUAAGACUGAGCUCAAGAGGAUUGAGAACUCAACAAACAGACAGGUGACUUUCGCAAAGAGGAAAAAUGGGUUGUUGAAGAAAGCUAGAGAGAUUUCCAUUCUCUGUGAUGCUGAUGUUUCUGUUGUUAUGUUCUCUGAAGCUGGAAAUAUGACUGAAUACUCUAGUGCUCCGUUGAUUGAGCAAUUAGCUAGAUAUCAGAAAGAAUCAGGGAAAACAUUAUGGGAUGCUAAGCAUGAGCGUCUCAGCGCUGAAAUCGAUAGAGUCAGGAAAGAGAACAGCAAUUUGCAGAUCGAGCUAAGGCACCUGAAAGGUGAGGAUCUGAAGCCCCUAUCUCCUCAGGAGCUUCAUGCCUUAGAAAAUGCCCUUGAAGAUGGAUAUGCUGGUGCUCGUGCCAAAAUUAAGGAGCACCAUAGAAAACUCAAGAAAAAUGGAAGACUGUUGGAGGAGGAAAAUAAGCGCCUCAGUGCCACUUAUCAGCAGCAGCAGCAAAACAAAUGGAACAUGGGAGCAAUGUGAAAGUCGAGCUUCGAAAUGGAGUUGGUUGCAUUUGAACUUAGAAAAGCUGUCACUAUUUUUUGUGUUCUUCAGUUGAAAUGAACAGCUUCUUUUUUGUGCCUUUGAUGUUCUUAGAGCUAAACUUAAGGAAAAGAAACAAACCUGUGUUCUGCUGCAAAAAGAGUGUUUAGUUACUUUAGUAUGAAUUUAAGCAAAGAACUUAUAAAAGCUCAAUGAAGCAAGUUUUAG
This is a messenger RNA of Papaver somniferum (opium poppy), 872 nucleotides long. Its product is annotated as MADS-box transcription factor 4-like. Gene Ontology annotation, cellular component: nucleus. The record is from RefSeq and is a predicted model, not a curated record. Gene Ontology annotation, molecular function: DNA-binding transcription factor activity, RNA polymerase II-specific; protein dimerization activity; RNA polymerase II cis-regulatory region sequence-specific DNA binding. Lineage: Eukaryota; Viridiplantae; Streptophyta; Magnoliopsida; Ranunculales; Papaveraceae. The coding region runs from base 117 to 644 and encodes 175 amino acids. Gene Ontology annotation, biological process: positive regulation of transcription by RNA polymerase II. The transcript is spliced from 7 exons.